This is a messenger RNA of Siniperca chuatsi (mandarin fish), 2073 nucleotides long. RefSeq names its product early growth response 2b (gene egr2b). The transcript has 2 exons. The record is from RefSeq and is a predicted model, not a curated record. Gene Ontology annotation, molecular function: RNA polymerase II cis-regulatory region sequence-specific DNA binding; DNA-binding transcription factor activity, RNA polymerase II-specific. Bases 150 to 1496 code for a protein of 448 amino acids. Gene Ontology annotation, biological process: regulation of transcription by RNA polymerase II. NCBI's taxonomy places the organism in Eukaryota, Metazoa, Chordata, Actinopteri, Centrarchiformes, Sinipercidae.
GAGUUACUUUACCAGGAGUUGACUUUGACAGCAGAGCGCAUGAACGCAGCACUCUCUCAGCCGGUGACACACAGAGACAUGCGCUGCGGGGCACACACUGCAGUUUGUUUCAAGCCUUGAGGAAAAGAGCAGAAAGAGUUUUCUCCACCAUGACGGCUAAAGCGCUGGAGAAGGUGCCGGUGAAUCUCGGGGGGUUCGUGCAUCCCGCAGCCGACAGCGUGUACUCAGUGGAAGACAUCGCCUCCGGCCUGCCGACCUCUGUGGCGAUCUUCCCCAACAGCGAUUUAGGAGCGCAGUACGACCAGAUCAAUGUGGCAGCAGACGGCUUGAUGAGCGCAGACAUGAGCGUGGAGAAGCGCUCUCUGGACCUCUCCUCCUACUCCAGCGGCUUCUCUCAGCCCGCAUCCCACCGCAACCAGACCUUCACCUACAUGGGGAAGUUCUCCAUCGACUCCCAGUAUCCAGGUAACUGGAACCCCGAGGGAGUGAUCAACAUCGUCUCGGGCAUCUUCAACGUGGCCCAGCCGCCGCCACAUCCUCCUCCUCCCUCCUCUUCAGCGUCCUCCUCCCCGGCUUCCUCUGGAUCUCCCAAUCACUUCUCCAGCGGAAAUUUGAGCUGCACCAUGGCGGCUCAGAACCAGGUAGAGAUAGACCACCACCACCACCUGUACUCCCCUCCGCCUCCUUACUCCUCCUCUGGCUGCGGGGAGGUGUACCAGGACCCCUCGGCGUUUUUGUCCACCUCUACCUGCCCCAUCGCGUCUUACCCGCCUCCCUCCUACUCCUCGCCCAAGCAGCCCGGCGGCUCGGACGCGCCGGGGCUCUUCCCCAUCAUCCCCGACUACUCGGGCUUCUUCCAGCCGGCUUGCCAGCGGGACAUGCACACGGCAGGUAUCCAAGACCGGAAGCCGUUCGGUCCAUGUCCCCUCGAUACAUUCCGUGUCCCUCCACCCCUGACCCCGCUGAACACUAUCAGGAACUUUACGCUGGGGGGUCCGGGUGGUGGUGGCUCCGAGGUAGGGCCGCCAAGGCUCCCCUCUGCCUACAGCCCACAGAACCUGCCCCUGAGGCCGAUCCUGCGGCCCAGAAAAUACCCGAACAGACCCAGCAAGACGCCCAUCCACGAGCGGCCGUACCCCUGUCCGGCGGAGGGCUGCGACCGAAGGUUCUCCCGCUCCGACGAAUUGACCAGACACAUCCGGAUCCACACUGGACACAAGCCCUUCCAGUGCCGGAUCUGUAUGCGCAACUUCAGCCGCAGCGACCAUCUCACCACACACAUCCGCACGCACACGGGGGAGAAGCCGUUCGCGUGCGACUUCUGCGGCCGCAAGUUUGCCCGGAGCGACGAGAGGAAGAGACACACUAAAAUCCACCUGAGGCAGAAGGAGAGGAAGUCCUCCGCUGUCUCCUCCUCGUCCUCCUCCUCGUCCGGCAGCACCGGGGUGGAGCGGCCGUCAGGCGGCAUCAGCGCAACCAGCGGGAUUUGUUCAUAGCUUUCCCUGGAACACCGCGCGCACUCACCGGACUGAGGAAGGAGGAACAGAACUAUGAAAUGAUGAGUGGGACACUGCUGUGCGCCCUUCCUGCUCCGGACACGGACAGAGACACCAAUGCACUUUGCCUGCACAGUGCACUGAGCAGCAGACCAGCCAUCCCUUCAGGAGAGUCUGCAGGGCGGUGUCAUGUAAAGGGCGCGCGCCAGGCUGCGCGUUUAAACGUGAAAUAACUGCAAUAACGGUUUGAAGAAAAAACAGUUUUAAGUUAUUGAAUUGACAAAGUGUUCAUUCUAACAUGUUUGCUGAUGACUAGGUUUCCCCUCUGUGCCUUGCUGUGUGUCUUUGUGCGCGGACCGAGCGCUCCCGUGCACUGAUCUGUCCUCUAACAUGUAAAGUUGGGAGACUUUCUAUUUUUGUACACAUCUCGUCUCGUGUAACUUCAAGUGUUAGGCAGUUGUGGCUCACGUGUAAAACAAUGUUAGAGUCUAAAUAUGUUGAACUCAUACCUACUUGACAUUUGUGCUGUUGUGUGUUUUGGUCGUAUUAAACGGAUGGGGAUGAUGAACACAGCCGG